Molecule: messenger RNA, 5762 nt
Organism: Phycodurus eques (leafy seadragon)
Lineage: Eukaryota; Metazoa; Chordata; Actinopteri; Syngnathiformes; Syngnathidae
Product: polyamine-transporting ATPase 13A3-like
Exons: 32
Coding region: 31-3768 (1245 amino acids)
Biological process (GO): intracellular calcium ion homeostasis; polyamine transmembrane transport
Cellular component (GO): late endosome membrane
Molecular function (GO): polyamine transmembrane transporter activity; ATP hydrolysis activity; P-type transmembrane transporter activity
Source: RefSeq, a predicted model, not a curated record
GCCUCAGAGGUGUGUCCCCGUUUAUUAAAUAUGCAACGGCAGCCAGCAGAGAAAUGUGGAGGUUUGAUUCCGUGGAGGAGGGGGGGUAGAGUCAGCACGGGCCAAAUAAACGCUCUUGACAGCAUGAAGAACCGAGAAAUGAAGUUCAUCAAUCAAGGCCUGGAGGAUGAGAUGGAGGUGUGGGGUUACCGGCCCUGUCUGUGGAAAAUAAUCCUGGUAGGUGUUGGUGCCGUUUGCUCCGGUGGUCUGCUGCUCCUGCUGCUCUACUGGAUUCCCGAGUGGGGGGUCAAAGCCACGUGCACACGAAGUUCACUGAGGGAAGCACACACACUGCUACUCAGGACAACGGAUGACUUCAGGCAGUGGGUUCGUGCCAAAAUACACAUGAUGCUGGCUCCAGGGAAGACCCCCUUUGAUAGUGUGGAUCAUCAGUCCACAGCUCCUUUUCAGAAUGGACACCGCCACCAAAGCCUCAUUGGUGAACUUAAGGAUCAGAAUGGGAAUUUCAACUACAGAGAAUCCGUUAACAUUGUGCACUUCUUUACCCACAACAGUAUCAAAUACUACUGGAAUGAAGGCACACAGGACUUUGAAACAUUUAAGGGCUUGGAGGACACAAAGGUGAGCUGUGGAGGCAUUCACAGAGACCACAGCGAUGGACUCACUAAAACCAUACAGGACUACAGAGCUUUGUUUUUUGGGAAGAAUGACAUUGAUGUAAAAGUGCCAUCUUUAUUCAAACUCUUUGUAAAAGAGGUCUUGAACCCGUAUUACAUCUUCCAGCUCUUCGCUAUUAUUCUGUGGGGUGUUCAGGAAUACAUCAAUUAUUCUCUGACCAUGUUGAUUUUAUCUUCAAUUUUAAUAGCUGCCUCUCUGUAUUCCAUAAGAAAGCAUUAUGUGAAACUGCAUAAUUUGGUGGUCGCCCACAGUUUGGUACAAGUUUCAGUGUGCAGAAGAAAUAAAGAUGUCGAACAGGUCAUGUCGACUGAGCUUGUACCCGGUGAUGUCAUCACUAUUCCAGCCAAUGGGAUCAUCAUGCCCUGUGACGCUGUGCUCAUCUGUGGCACCUGCAUUGUCAACGAGAGCAUCUUGACAGGAGAGAGUGUCCCUGUUACUAAGACCAGUUUGCCAAGUUCAGGCGAUGACGCAGAGAGGAUCUACAAUACAGAGGAACAGAAGCGACACACCCUCUUCUGCGGCUCACAUGUUAUCCAAAGCCAUUACUAUGCUGGCGCGCUGGCGAAGGUGGUCGUGGUCAGAACAGGCUUCAGUACAGAAAAAGGCCAGCUUGUGCGCUCCAUCCUUCACCCUAAACCCACCAACUUCAAACUGCACCGUGAUGCUACGCAGAGCCUGAUGUGCUUGGGGAUGUUGGCAUUUCUUGGUUUCAUCUACACCAUCGUUGUUGAUGUCGUAUUGGGGGUUCCUAUUACGUACCUCAUCUUCGACGCUCUGAACAUCGUUGUUGUUGCUGUACCUCCGAUCUUACCCGUGGCCUUGACGGCCGGUCUGAUGCACGCACAGCGGCGCAUGAAGCGAGUCGGCAUUUUUUGUAUCAGUCCGCAAAGGAUCAACAUUUCCGGUCAGCUGAACCUGGUCUGCUUUGACAAGACUGGCACGCUCACUGAAGACUAUUUGGACCUAUGGUGUAUUCAGAGAGCUGAAGAUGGCAUUUUUUUAGCUCCAGCCGCUGAGGUAUCUAAAAAGACUUGUUUUGCCGCCUGCAUGGCUACUUGCCAUUCCUUGAUCACCAUAGAAGGCAAACUCUGUGGAGACCCUUUAGAGGUCAAGGUGUUCAGCGCCACUGGCUCGAUUCUUGAGGAGGCAACUGAAUACCACACUGCACUUUACAAUGCCAGAAUUUCCACUGUUGUUCAAUUUCCAGAUCAGGCUGGUGAGUUUGGCAUUGUGCACCAGUUCCCCUUCUCCUCGGCGCUGCAGAGGAUGAGUGUGGUAGCCCGGCAGCUAGGACAAAAUCACUUUGACAUCUACCUGAAAGGAGCACCAGAGACUGUGGCUAACCUCUGCAAACCACACACAGUCCCACAGAGUUUCACAGAGACUCUGGAGACUUAUACCAGGCAGGGGUUCAGGGUUAUCGCCCUGGCACAUCGCCAACUGCAGUCUGAACUCUCCCUGCCUGAAGUCCAGAUCAUCUGCCGAGAGCAGAUAGAGACCAACAUGGACUUCCUUGGUUUGAUCAUCAUGCAGAACAAAAUCAAAGAAGAGACUGCUGGCGUGUUGCUUGAGUUACGACAGGCGAACAUUCGAACUUUGAUGGUUACAGGUGACAACAUGUUGACAGCAAUAUCGGUGGCUCACGGCUGUGGAAUGAUUCAAGUACGUGAGAAAGUCAUAAUUGCCGAUGCUGUGCCUCCUAAUGAUCAAAACCCCGCUAGUAUCACAUGGCGCUACUCUGAGAACAUUGAUCUGGAAAAUAAUCAGACGACUGAGAUCAGCAUUGCAGGUGAUGGGGUGCACAGUGUGGAGGACCCGGACUAUCACUUUGCUGUGAGUGGCCGAGCCUUCGCUAUCAUCACUGAGCACUUUCCACAACUUUUCCAGAAGCUCCUCCUGAGAGCCACUGUGUUCGCCCGCAUGACUCCAGACCAGAAGACUCAGCUGGUGCAAGCUCUGCAGAGCAUGGAUUACACUGUUGGGAUGUGUGGGGAUGGUGCGAAUGACUGUGGGGCCCUGAAGAAAGCUCACAGUGGGAUCUCUCUCUCUGAGCUGGAGGCCUCUGUUGCUUCCCCCUUCACCUCCUCCAUCCCAAACAUCUCCUGCAUUACCAACCUCAUCAGGGAAGGCCGUGCUUCUCUUAUGACAACUUUCUGCGUGUUCAAAUUCAUAUACCUCUUCAGCCUCAUCAUGUUCUGCAGCGUCAUUCUGCUCUACUUGGUUCUCAGCAAUUUCGGAGACUGGCAGUACCUCUUAACUGACACUGUGAUGCUUUCUGUAGUAAUUUUUACAAUGAGUUUGAACCCUGCACGGAAGAAGCUGGUACGACGUGCCCCCCCGACCAGUCUGAUGUCCGGGCUGGUGCUCUCCUCAGUUUUGUUUCAGAUCCUAAACAGCCUACUCUUUCAGAUUUUUACUUUCGUCUUAGUGCAACAACAAAGUUGGUAUCGGACUCCUGAGGAAAUGAAACGCAAUGAGUCCAGCUUCAUUGACACAUACAGCCUCAAUCAAACUGAAGCUGAAGGCCUCUAUAUCAUCAAGAGCUUUGAAAGCACUUCCCUCUUCUACGUUUCUGCCUUCCAGUAUUUGAUUGUCGCUGUUGUCUUCUCCAAAGGAAAACCCUUUAGACAACCAAGCUAUAAAAACUGGUCAUUUGUGUUGACCUGCGCUAUUCUAUAUGCUUUCCUCCUGUUCAUCAUGCUGUAUCCCAUUCCUGCUGUAGAUGAGUUGAUGGAGUUUGCAACCAUUCCCUACGACUGGCGCAUUACGCUGCUCAUCAUUAUUUUGGCACAUGCUGUUCUGUCUCUUAUACUGGAGAAUUUGAUCCUUGACACUUUGUGGAAGUUUGUUCCAACCAAUCCGGGUGUAAAGUGGACCACCACAUCCCAAACUGCUAACACAACACAGAUGGUGAAUGACUGUUGGUGCUCGGCCUUCCUCUCCAGGAUCUUCUUUCGUAAAAACCGGCCCCCGAAGACGAAAUACAAGUGUCUGACUCUGAAGCUGCAGGAGGAGGUUGACUGGCCUCCUGUACCUUCCACCAUCACCUAUGCCAGCAGGCCUCAGUACCACAUAUCUGUCCCAUUUUGACACUAAUAAUCAUGAUAGUGGCCUCCCAUCUUAUAGAUGCCGUGUCUCAUCUGGUGCUUCGUUCACUUGAACAAACAAAUGAUGGAUGGAUGGAUGGAUGGAUGUAAGUAUGAAUGGUUAUUUAUCUCCAUGGGGAAAUUCAUGCCUUCCCCUGUCCUAAAUAUAUAACAGAUGGUUGCCUCUCGGUUGCAACAGAGAGACUGGGAGAGUCACAGAAAGGCAUAGAAGUGGAUGUCCAUGGAAAUGGAUUGUUCCCUUGCUGGAUCGAACACCUAAUGUGAAUUUUGUCAUUGAGCUGAUUGUAUGUGAGAGAGAGAGAACAGCAAGUUGGACAAAAAGUAUUGAAACAUUUUACAGUUCCAAUUCGGUUAAACUCUAAAGGUGCAUUUUAGGUUGAUCCGGAAAUUUCACCCAGAAGCCGAAUAUGACUGAUUUUCUGUGAGUGUCCACUCUGCAGUUUUUAUACACAUUUGAAGAAGCCCAAUUCAGAUCUAAGCAUAAAAAGAUUACAUUUUUGAGACAUACCCGAAUUGGGCCACUUGGAGUCGUUGUUGUUUUUUUAAAAAUUAUUUAUUUCAUAAUUUAUUUUGACACUUUUGACACUUGAACCAUGAAGUGUAAAUCCACACAAACUGUGCUGCGUCACUGAUUGAACAAAAAGUAAAAAGGAGAUUAAAAGGACACCUGAAGUAAAACUUACUGUAAAGUGACGUAGUCACACAUUCCAUUUCUUUGUAACACUGAUAAAUACAAAUUCUCAGUCAACCAAUCAUAGGGUGAAAGUGUGUCUGUCUCCGUCAUUACACAAACAUUGUGCAAAUAAAGGGGCUCUCAAUUACAAUACUACAUUCUUCCAAUACAUGCUGCAUGUAGAAAACAUUUUAUUAAUAAAAAAAAAAUCACUAGUAGUCCACAUGCACAAAUUCUAUCCUAAUGUUACUUUAUUUAUCUACAAGAUAACACAUACUUGGCGGCACGAUGGACGACUGGUUAGAGCAUCAGCCUCACAGUUCUGAGGACCGGGCUUCAAUCCCCGGCCCCGCCUGUGUGGAGUUUGCAUGUUCUCCCCGUGCCUGCGUGAGUAUUCUCCGGGCACUCCGGUUUCCUCCCACAUCCCAAAAACAUGCAUGAAUUGGAGACUCUAAAUUGCCCGUAGGUGUGAAUGUGAGUGCGAAUGGUUGUUUGUUUUUUGUAUGUGCCCUAAGAUUGGCUGGCAACCAGUUCAGGGUGUACCCCGCCUCCUGCCCGAAGAUAGCUGGGAUAGGCUCCAGCACGCCCGCGACCCUUGUGAGGAUAAGCGGCUCAGAAAAUGGAUGGAUGGAUAAAUAACACAUACUUGCAUUUAAUUAUUUGUUAACUGAGAUGCAGCUGUAAGAAGAAGUAUGCGUACCCUUUGGAAUUACAAGGAUUUCUGCAUAAAAUGUUGAGAAAAUAUGAUCCGUUUGAAAGGAGCACACAAUGCUAUGUUUGGAGAAAAGAAGCUGGAAGGGGCAUCAUGGCUUUGGACUGUUUUGUUAGCUCAGGGCCUGGACGCAUUGCUAUCAUCAACAUGGAAAGGAAUUUCCCAUAUUGAUCAAGACAUUUUGCAGGAGAACUUAAGACCAUCUGUCUGCAAAUUAAAGUUGCUGUAAAUAGAAGAUGGUAUGAACGUAGCAGGACAAUGACCGAAAAGACAGAAGUAAAUCAACAAUUGAGGGGCUGCAACAGAAGAAAAUCGUCAAAGUCCUGACCUGAACUCGAUUGGGAUGCUGUGGCAUGACCUCAAGUCACACCAGACAUCCCAAGAGUGUUGCUGAACUUAAACAGUUUAGUGAAGAGGAAAAGUUCACAUACUUUUUCCACCCUGCUCCAUGAAAUGUACAUGUUGUGUUCAGUAAGAACAUGGAAAUGUGAAUUUUUCCCCCCAAUUUUUUUUAUACAUAUAUAAAAAAAAAUGUUUUAUUUUUGUUUGUUUGUUUGUGUUUGUUUUUUGAUUUAUCCCUGCUUAUGCAAGA